Cuscuta europaea is the source of this 404-nucleotide messenger RNA. The record is from the annotation of a GenBank genome assembly. NCBI's taxonomy places the organism in Eukaryota, Viridiplantae, Streptophyta, Magnoliopsida, Solanales, Convolvulaceae.
UUUAUAUGUGCAGGGGCCUCUAAGCUUCUCGGUUGGAAAGCCGAGCCAGAGUCCUUUACUCCCGCCUGAUACAUUCAAGGGAGAGGGUCCGCGGAAGAGCGUCCCUUGCUCGAUCCAGUCGGGAGGGGAGCGCCUUACCGACAGAUUACGUUUAGAGGGGCAAGCAUCCACUCAUGUAGUAGGAUUGCUCGAAGACUCAGGUCCAAGGAAGACAAAGGAAGAACGCAUGCAAGAAUAUACUUUCUCGAGCAGAUUCGCAUGCUCACUACUCAAGAAACUGGUGGACUUGUGUUGGGAUAUAUUUUAUAGGGAAUGUCAGUCCUAACAUUAUACAGGGAAAAUAUUCACAUGCUCACUACUCAAGAAACUAGGGGACUUGUGUUGGAAUAUAUCUUCUAUAGUCA